Molecule: messenger RNA, 1569 nt
Organism: Acanthosepion pharaonis
Lineage: Eukaryota; Metazoa; Mollusca; Cephalopoda; Sepiida; Sepiidae
Source: the annotation of a GenBank genome assembly
AUGUGUCUGCAUAAGCUCAUCAAUCCUUUCUUUCUUCUUUCCUUUUUCUCUUCCAACUUUCCUUCCUUUCUUCUUUUCUCUUUCUCUUCUCACCUCACUUCCUUUAUUUUUUCCUUUUUCUCUUCCAACAUCUCUCCCUUUCUUUAUUCUUUUCUUUUUCUCUUCCAACCUCCCUCCCUUCCUUUCUUCUUUCCUAUUUCUCUUCCAACUUCCCUUCCUUUUUUCUUUUUCUCUUCCAACCUCCCUUCCUUUCUUCUUUACUUUUCCCCUUCAUUUUCUUUCCUCUUUCCCUUUCAAUAUUCCUACCUUUCUUUUUUGUACAUCCCUUCCAACCUUACUGCCAUUGUUCUUUCUUUACCACAUCCUUCCUUCCUUCCUUCCUUCCUUCCUUCCUUCCUUCCUUCCUUCCUAAUUAUAUGUUUACCGCCGUUGGCUAGCAGAAAUGCGAAAAGGGGAGCCGAGUGCGUACGUCUUCCCCUGCCAGUAUAUAGCCUGUCAAUCAGCAAGCCCUAUGUAGUGCCUCCUCGUGGCGACACAUGGCAAUCGAGCACCUUGCGGACUCGGGCUAAACUACAGGGGACGGAGGAGGCGUUUGGCCCCCUUAACAUGUGCCUACCAUCCUUUCUCCUUUAUUUCUUCAAUUUCAACGUUCCUUUCUUUCUUCCUUUCUUGUUUCAUUUCUUUCUUUCUUUUUCAUCUUUUUCUUCCUUUCUUUUUCCACAUCUCCUUUCAACCUUCCCCUCUUUCUUCUUUCUCUUCCUUCCUUCCUUCCUUCCUUCCUUCCUUCCUUUCUUCUUUCCUUCCUUCCUUCCUUCGCUUUUCUCUUUCAGCCUACCUUCCUUUCUGCUUUACUUCUUCAAUUUGAACGUUCCUUUCUUUCUUCCUUCUCUCCUUCUCCUUUCUUUUUCCUCUUUUUCUUCCUUUCUUUUUCCACAUCUCCUUUCAACCUUCCCCUCUUUCUUUUUUCUCUUCCUUCCUUUCUUGUUUCCUUUCUUGUUUCCUUUCUUGUUUCCUUUCUUUCUUUCUUUUUCCUCUUUUUCUUCCUUUCUUUUUCCACAUCUCCUUUCAACCUUCCCCUCUUUUUUUUUCUCUUCCUUCCUUCCUUCCUUCCUUCCUUCCUUCCUUCCUUUUCACUUCCAACAUUUUCCUUCCUUCCUUCCUUCCUUCCUUCCUUUCUUCUUUCAUUCCUUCCUUCCUUCGCUUUUCUCUUUCAGCCUACCUUCCUUUCUGCUUUACUUCUUCAAUUUCAACGUCCCUUUCUUUCUUCCUUCUCUCCUUCCCCUUUCUUUUUUCCCCUUUUUCUUCCUUUCUUUUUCCACAUCUCCUUUCAACCUUCCCCUCUUUCUUCUUUCUCUUCCUUCCUUCCUUCCUUCCUUACUGCACUGCCUUUCUAUUUUUAUUCAAAUGCUAAAUAUAAACAGUGUAGAAAACACAUUUUCUUUCUUUCUUUCUUUCUUUCUUUCUUUCUUUCUUUCUUUCUUUCUUUCUUCUCUAUUUUCAUAUCUCUCCUAUUCUAUCACACACUAUUUAUAUCUAUCUAUCUAUCUAUCUAUCUAUCUAUCUAUGUAG